GAACGAGCCCAUCAGCUAAAGGUACCAAUAUGGCGGAGGCUUCCCUAGGGAGUUCAAGUCCAGUUGGCUCUUUAUCGUCAGAGGACCAUGACUUUGACCCAACAGCAGAAAUGUUAGUUCAUGAGUAUGAUGACGAGAGGACUCUUGAGGAGGAAGAAUCCCAGGAGGGAGGGAGAAACUUCAGCUCAGAGAUUGCAGAUCUUGAAAAGGAAGGGAAUAUGCCUUUGGAGGAACUUUUGGCCAUCUAUCGCUACGAGGCCUCAGCAGGCUCCAGUAUAGACAGCUCCUCUGGAGACCUGACUGAUGAGCUGCCUGACAUGACUCUGGACAAGGAGGAAAUAGCUAAAGACCUGCUAUCUGGGGACUAUGAAGAGGAGACCCAGUCCUCAGCUGAUGAUCUGACCCCUUCAGUCACCUCCCAUGAGGCUACUGAUUUCUUCCCAAGAACACUUCGAUCCAACGCUAUCUCUGAUGGCGAUAAAGAGUCAGAGUGUGAUGAAGAUGGCCCAAGCCCAGAAGACUCCAGAAAGGAAAUAAUGGUGGGAUCACAGUAUCAAGCAGAGGUUCCUUCUGGCCUGUGUCACUACAAAGAUGGGGAGAAAGUUUAUGAGGAUGAAGACGAGUUAUUAUGGAGCCCAGGUAAAUUGCCAGAAAACAAGGUUAGGACUUUCCUGUCUGACGUGUUGUCACGGACUACAAAUGAAAAGACAGGAUGUGACAAACCCUGGAUGCACAUUCGAGAUGAUGAGCAGGCUUUGUAUGAGCUUGUCAAGUGCAACUACAACAUCCGCGAAGCACUAGAGAGACACUGCAACCGUGUGAAGUCCUCAAAAGAAAAGUCACCAUCGUGGUCAGAAGAGGAAUGCAAGAACUUUGAGCACGCACUACAGAUGUAUGACAAGAAUUUUCACCUCAUACAGAAACAUAAAGUCACAACACGAACAGUAGCUGAAUGUGUGGCGUUUUACUACAUGUGGAAAAAGUCAGAGCGCUUUGACUUCUUUGUGCAGCAGAAUCGAUUUGGGAAGAAAAAAUACAGCAGCUAUCCUGGUGUAACUGACCUGAUGGAUAGGCUGGUGGAUGAAGCAGAGGGACUGGCAGUGGACAGUUCCUCCUCUGUGUGUUCAGGUGCAGGUGGAGGAGGAAGACUGGACACCACCACAGACCAACAGCUCAGCCUGCUUAACUCCAUCACUGCCAGCGACCUAACAGCUUUGAGUAACACUGUAGCCACAGUGUGCAACCCUGCAGACGUUGGUUGCAUGGACUCCUACAGUUUUCCUCCACUGGAAAGUCUCCAUCGUGGGUCCCUGAACCAUGACGAAUCCCUUGGUUUCCCUUCUAACGGCGCAGACCCCGACUGCCUCAACAUGCUCGACGCCGGCUUCUACCACUCUGAUCUUGGCCAGCUAGGAGGAGUGUGCGUCAACAAGGACUGUGAGCGGCCCUCCAAGAGACUCAAGAUGGCCCUACCUGACUCCUUUAUCAAUGACGUGUCUGUGGGUAACCUUGGAGUGGACUUCGAAGCGCGACGGACAUCAUCGCACCACCAUCGGAUCACUGGCGCCAAAAUGGCAGUCUCUGUCACAGACUUCGGGAGUUUGGCUGGCAGCGGGGAGCCAAAUGGGUUUCUGGGAGCACAUGCACGGCACCACACACAGCACACUGCAGCACUUCAGUCAGAGUGAUCUUCCUCAUCUUCAUCCCUUGUUCUUCCCUUUUGAAACCCCUUAUCCCACUUGUACAUAAGACUGACCUCACUGGAGAAUCCAAUUUGUUAAAAAAAAUUAUAUAUGUAUAUAUAUAUUACUUUUUUGUUUUCAUUUUUUGUGUAAUAUGACAUCAGUGAUGUCUAUCAUAUAGAACUAAAAUCUUGAUUUCUCUCAAGAGUUUAUAGCCAUUUAUUUUAUUAUCGUUUUGCGGUCUUGAGAUGUGUAAUGUCCAUGUAUGGAGGGGCCCAGAGGCUGCAGUAGGAGAGUUGUGUAUCUUCCUUCCUCACAUCUUCAGAGCUACAGUAUGUUAUCCUGCCAUUCUUUUCAGCUGCCAAAAUUGGCUCAGUUUUCUGCCUCUAGUCUCAGUAUUUAGUUGCUUGUCUUUGUUGUUUGAAGUGGUACUUUUUAAACUUAAUGUUUGGUUUACAGGUACUUUAGUAACCAGACUGGUGCAAAUGGUUAUAUUAGUCCCCAAAUAAACUUGGCUAGAUAUUGUAUGAAGAGCAACACUAGCAUGGAGAUUAGCUUGGAGUGUGGUGGUUUCAGCUGCUAAGGCCUUUCAGUUUGGUUUUCUUUUCAUUUUCUCCUGUGGAAGCUUGUCUGCAGUUGGUCUGCUUGUUUACUUUUUCAACUUUUCUAAAUGGCUUAACUGGAACAUGUGAUUAUUAUUUUAGUUUUAAUCCCAUUUAGUCAAACCCAAACUAAAGUCCCUAAUUUGUAACUUUAAAUAGCUCAUGAAGAAUACCUGUGCAGAGUAACAUUAUGGAAGUCCCUGGAUUUUUACAGUUGGAUUUUUUUUUUUUUAAACUGCCUCUUUCUAAACAGGUAUUUGUCAGAAAAACAAACCAUAGCAGCAAUAUUGAAAUGCAAAGAUAUUGGUUAAAUAAUUAGUAAUUUAAACUUUGACAUUAUCAGGUGCUGUAAAGUGUGUAUUUAUUACAUUGACUUUUACCUUUCCUGCGAUUUAGUUUAAUACCUUCAAUAAUGCUACUCUAAUGCAAGUUUAGCUGUAGGUGUCCUUUUUUGUAGUAAAGAUAAUGUCAGAGUAUGCUCUUAAAUUAAGUAAUGCCAUUUUCAGGCCACUUAGCAAGCUGCUAGCAGUAUUAUCUCUUUAUUUAAAGCCACUUAGAUUUUGUAUUCAAUCUCUGCCUAACCUGUACUGACUAGAGAAUGCCUUGUAUAAUCUAGUCAACAGUCACUUGGAGUCUAGUAGCAGAAAUGGAGCAGUCCAGAAUUGUGAAUUUUUUUUUAAUGUUUUGCGGGUCAUCAUCAGUUGAUUGGAUGCAGUAGUAGUGUUUACUUAAUUUAUCUAUGCAUUGUGCUAUGAAUAAUUAGUUUGUUUCAGGGGUACAUCGUGUUUGUCAUGUCAUAAAUGUAGUAAUUCACCAUUACGUGUAAACCGAUGGGAUUCAUGCUUAUAAUCCAUUAUUCAGUUUUAUCAAGUAAUUCAUUUUCCAAGCCCAGCAUCAGAGAAGAUAUUCACUUCUGCAUUUUAUGUAAAUAAUUAGCAAAUAGCCUUUAAAAAGUCUAUUAACUGACCUCUUACACUUGUGAAUCUAUGUUAAUACAAAGGUUUUAAUUUGAUUCCUUGACAAAAGGCAAUAAUUUGUAGAUAUGUACAGAUAUUUUGAGUUUUGCAUUUUACCAGUUGACUUGGUGUUUAAACUUUGUUUCUCUCUUUGGAAAUUCAUGAUCCCGGGACACAGCUGAAACCACGCAUGCCAGCUGUGUCUGUUUCUCCAGUGUACCACUGAAAACGGAUUUACCUGAAGACUUAUUGAUAUUACUCAAUGUUGCGAUUUUUGCCUUCAAAACUUGCAGCCAUUUGUAAAAGACGCUCAUCCUUCUCUUUUCUUUUCUUUUUCUUUCUUUCCUUUUUUCAUACCGUCAACUAUAUUUGUCUUGAUGGUAAAGGGAUGGCUUCUGCUCUAAGUAUGUGGGGAGCUAGUUUCUCUUUUAAUGCAAUGUGCAUAAUGCAGUAGGUCCUCAAAGCUCUUCUAGCUUUAGCAGUGCAGUGAUAUUUAUUUCACCUGUGGUUUGUACAAAGACUCAGAAAAACUGUCAGAAUGUAAAGGCCAUUAAGUAGUAGAAGUAGGUUUUUCACCACCCUGUGAACUCUCCAAAAUGUGAUAUUUUAUUGAUAUCUCUGGUAUGAGACUUGUGUGUGCAAGACAGCACCAAACAAAUUUAUUUUAUAUUUUGUAUUGUGUUUUGAAGUUUAAAAAGGAAAAACAGAUAUAGCAGUUGUGGUUUUGAAAAAAGAAAAGUCCUUUGAUGAAAACAAAAACACCUUUGUGAAUAAAAAACUACAAAACUUAAAAAUGUAUAUCCAGAAUUAUAGACAAUCAAAAACUUCACUAUGAGAAAUGUUCAAGAAGCUAUCUUUAUUGUUUAUAAGAAUUGUACAUAAACAUUGACUUUUUUUGUUUAAACAUUAUUUUGUAUUUCUGUUGUACUUUAAUACCUUGUGUACAGAUCCAGAAAUAAAGCUCUGGAA
Molecule: messenger RNA, 4209 nt
Organism: Anoplopoma fimbria (sablefish)
Lineage: Eukaryota; Metazoa; Chordata; Actinopteri; Perciformes; Anoplopomatidae
Gene: mier3b
Product: mesoderm induction early response 1, family member 3 b
Exons: 13
Coding region: 30-1688 (552 amino acids)
Biological process (GO): negative regulation of transcription by RNA polymerase II
Cellular component (GO): nucleoplasm
Molecular function (GO): histone deacetylase binding; transcription corepressor activity
Source: RefSeq, a predicted model, not a curated record